CCAUGCCAGCUUCAUCAGCUUCCAAAGUACCGGCCUGCUAUAUUAAUUUCCCUUUAUAAUUCCCUGCCAUAGCCUAGAUCUUCCCCUCCUCCUCUCAUCGUCUUUGAUCUCUAGACAGUAUGAUCAAAGGCGGAACGUUUCAGCUUGUUCAUGGUAUUGAUCUGAUCCCGUCCCAUGACCAACAAUGGGACUACAGUAAUUUCGAGUACCAGGGAAUUAGCCCUAAACCAUCUUCUGACCAAACCAGCUGCCCCAACUUGGAGAAAAAUGAGCUCUCCAUGUGGGUAGAACAUGUCACGAAGCAGUUGAUUGAGGACAACAUCCCUGAAACCAGCACUAAUGCGAGCUUGCAGUCUGAUUCGACAAUGGCGUAUGGCGACGACGAGUCGAGGCCAAGGAAAGCUCCGAGGAGAAGCUGCACAGCAGAGCAGCAGCAGCUUGAGCAAGCUGAUCAGUGCUCCAAUGGAGGGUCCAAAGAAUUGAGCAGCUUGAACGACCAUGGCUUGAGCUUGAUCACGCUGCUCUUCGAGUGUGCCGUUGCUAUAUCGCUUGAUAACCUCGGCGAGGCUCACCGGAUGCUGCUCGAGCUCACUCAGUUGUGUUCCCCUUACGCUUCGUCUUGCGCCGAGAGGGUGGUGACUUAUUUCUCCAAGGCCAUGGCUAGUAGGGUUAUCAACUCGUGGCUAGGGAUUUGCAGCCCUUUGAUCAACCAAAAACAGGUUCACUGUGCCUUCCACGUCUUCAACAAUGUCUCCCCUUUCGUCAAGUUUGCCCACUUCACCUCCAACCAGGCCAUUCUCGAGGCGUUUCACAGGCGAGAUAGGGUUCAUAUCAUUGAUCUCGACAUCAUGCAAGGCUUGCAAUGGCCGGCGCUCUUUCACAUCCUUGCCACCCGAAUCGACGGCCCCCCGCACGUUAGGAUGACCGGGAUGGGGGCUUCAAUGGAGGUUUUGGCCGAAACGGGGAAGCAGCUGUCGAAUUUCGCCAAGCGUCUAGGCCUGUCGUUCGAGUUCCACCCGGUGCCCGAAAAAUUCGGCUACAUGGACUUGUCGGUGCUGCAGGUCCGCCAGGGAGAAGCCCUGGCGGUGCACUGGCUGCAGCACUCCCUCUACGACGCCACCGGGCCGGACUGGAGGACGAUGAAGCUCCUCCAGGGCCUGGCUCCGAGAGUGAUCACUCUGGUCGAGCAGGACUUAGCCCUUGGAGGGUCCUUCCUGGACAGAUUCGUCAACUCUCUCCAUUACUACUCCGCCAUGUUCGACUCUCUCGGAGCUUUUCUGCCGACGGACGAUCAAAGCCGGCACAAAGUCGAGCACAGCCUGCUUUACAGGGAGAUCAACAACAUUCUGGCGAUAGGCGGGCCGGCGAGAAGCGGCGACGAUAAGUUCCGGCAAUGGAGGAGCGAGCUGGCGAGAAAUGGGUUCUUGCAGGUGCCGAUGAGUGGGAAUGCCAUGGCGCAGGCGCAGCUUAUACUGAACAUGUUCCCUCCUGCUCAUGGCUAUGGCCUGGUGCAAGGAGAUGGCAGCUGCCUCAGGCUUGGCUGGAAGGACACUAGCUUGUUCACUGCUUCUGUUUGGACAUCAUCACAGGCUUCUUCUUCUUCUUCUAGUUCUAGAUAGCUAGCUGCUUGUUUUUCUUUCUUGGAAGGUUUCUUUCUAACCAAACAAGAACAGUAAUCUCUUUCCAUUUUCUAGGCUUUUCUAGCUAGCUAUAUGCCAACUUGUAAUUAUUCUUCAUUAAUAUAAUAGAUUACAGAUGCCAUAUUAGAUGGUCAGUGGUUUAAUUGAUGAAAUUAAAAUUAAGUAUAGAAUAAAUUCGCAACAUAUACGGAUCAAGUUUGAUAUUUUUUUAUCUUUAGGAUAUAAGUGGAGUGGUUGGAUAAAUAAUAUGUCAAUAUUAAUCUAGUGAAUUACAAGUUCGAUCUUUGGCUAUAUAAGGGUAAAAGGUAAAUCUGCAAUUUACCUCCCUUAACGUAAUCAAAAUCACAAACAUCGAGAACCGCGUAAGAACUAUGAUCCCAAAUUUAGCAUUUUCUUUUUUGGGCCAUAUAUAUUUUUUAGCACAAAAUUGGUCUAUUUUGAGUCUUUUGCUUAAAAAUCAACAAGAAAAAAAUCUAAAAGGAAGACUCUAAUUUUUGUGCUAAAAUAUCAAUUCAAAAUGAGUAAUUUGUUAAUAGCACAACUUAUUUAUUUAUUUAUUGCUUUUUGGUAAUAACACAAGCAGGGCGUUAACAGGCUCUCUCAAUUCUCAAACGAAAGCAGCGGUCCCCCGGGGAUGAUAUCGUCUUUUCCACGUCAGUAGGGUAAUACGCAGGUGGACGGAUUCACAGAAUGUAUCUUCAGUUUUACAUAAAUGAGAACGGCGACAAAGUGUACACCACCAAGGUUGUCUUGUCACCUGUCCCGGUGGAUGACACUUCCAACUUGGCUUGCUAAAAGAGAUUAAAACACUUUAAAGAAUCACCACUUGGAUUGGCUACACAAUCUGCCCAUCCAGAAAUUUUGGUUGCUACUGGGGUUAGAAUCAUGAGAGCUAUCAUUCCAUUUCCAGGGUUGGCUGGACUUUUCUGCCCGCUUCUCUCCCGAUGACAAAUAUUCGAGGCAAAGAGUUCUUCUGAAGAAACGAUUUGGACUGCUGCCAACCCAAAAGCCACCUCCAAAGUAUUGAGCAUUUCACAGGCUGCUUGGUGGGAAGAGAAUUGUGUUGUUGGGAAUUUGCCGCAAAUUAUGGGUGCGAAGGUGUUUGCCUUCAUACAGUUGCUCUUCAAGUUAGAGCUUUAUGAGUGUACCAUUGUAGGCCAGUUUUGUCACGGGAUUCUGAAAUUUAACAAUGACAAUUUUUGGAUAGGUAUUGCCGCAUGGUUUCAGUUAUCGGA
Molecule: messenger RNA, 2875 nt
Organism: Diospyros lotus (date-plum)
Lineage: Eukaryota; Viridiplantae; Streptophyta; Magnoliopsida; Ericales; Ebenaceae
Product: protein SCARECROW-like
Exons: 7
Coding region: 120-1619 (499 amino acids)
Biological process (GO): regulation of DNA-templated transcription
Cellular component (GO): nucleus
Molecular function (GO): sequence-specific DNA binding; DNA-binding transcription factor activity
Source: RefSeq, a predicted model, not a curated record